CAUGAUGAAGCCAGCUUGUGGAAUUGGAAUUUUGCAGGUUUGGUGGGAUUGAAUUUUAUAUGUUUCUGCAAUCCCAAAAGGGUGGUCGGAACAGAUGGAAGUUAUCAUGGUAAUGCUGAUUUUCUUUACCUCCCUCCAUUCGUUUUCGAAAUCUCUGUUAAUCAAACAGGAAGAAAAAACCGACCAUUUCAGGUUCGUUGCAUCUGGACGGAUUUUGAGGAGCUUUUGUUCCUGUUCGUGAUCUCCUUUACUAGGAUUUGAAAAUUUUCUUUAUGAUGAUCAUUAUUUCAGAAAGACGAGGACCGUCGAGUGUGGGCGAACGAAAAAGUUGAUGUGUAGGAAACAGUUUUCAAGGAUAUUACGGAGUGGUCCACUAUCGAUGGCUUUCAUGCAAUGCUUUUGCGCCAAGGAAGAAGAAGAGGAGAACUAGGAAAUUUUGAUACAUAGUUACAGUUUCCAAUGGGUCAUUCUGACAAAGAAGGACUCGGAACAAAGGAGAUGGACAUCAGAAGCAUGUCAUCUUCACGCCAUCACAUGGAAAACUUGCCAUAUGUUCACAAGGUGGGAGUGUCUCCACGGCAGAACCUGCUGAAGGAAUUUGCAUCAACUAUGAAGGAAACAUUCUUUGCUGAUGAUCCUUUACGCCCUUUCAAGGACCAACCAGGAUCAAGAAGGUUUAUCCUAGGUCUUCAGGCUGUUUUCCCCAUCUUGGAGUGGGGGAGGAACUACAGCUUAACAAAGCUUAAAGGAGAUAUUAUUGCAGGACUCACUAUUGCAAGUCUCUGUAUACCUCAGGAUAUUGGAUAUUCAAAUCUAGCAAAUCUGUCUCCCCAGUAUGGAUUAUACUCCAGCUUUGUUCCCCCAUUAGUUUAUGCCUUCAUGGGAAGUUCAAGAGACAUUGCCAUUGGACCAGUGGCAGUGGUGUCUCUCUUGCUAGGAACUCUGCUCCAGGAUGAGAUUGAUCCUGUUAAACAUGCAGAAGAGUACCGUCGCCUGGCAUUUACAGCUACCUUUUUUGCUGGAAUCACUCAAGCUGCCCUUGGGUUUCUUAGAUUGGGAUUCCUGAUUGACUUCCUAUCCCAUGCUGCCAUUGUUGGGUUUAUGGGUGGGGCUGCCAUUACAAUUGCACUUCAACAGCUCAAAGGUUUUCUUGGGAUUCAAAAUUUCACAAAGAAAGCUGACAUUGUUUCUGUAAUGCACUCAGUUGUGGGUUCAGCACACCACGGGUGGAACUGGCAGACUGUACUCAUAGGAGCAGUAUUCUUAAGUUUCCUUCUAUUUUCCAAGUACAUAGGAAAGAAGAACAAGAAACUUUUUUGGGUACCUGCAAUUGCCCCAUUGAUCUCCGUUGUCCUCUCCACCUUUUUUGUGUAUAUCACCCGUGCAGACAAGAAAGGUGUUCAAAUUGUGCGGCAUAUAGAGAAGGGCAUCAACCCAUCAUCAGUACAUGAAAUCUAUUUCAGUGGCCAUUAUGUUCUGAAAGGAUUCAAGAUUGGUGUUGUGGCUGGUAUGAUAGCAUUGACGGAAGCUAUAGCAAUAGGAAGAACAUUUGCAUCCAUGAAGGACUAUCAAAUUGAUGGAAACAAAGAAAUGGUUGCACUAGGAACAAUGAAUAUUGUUGGUUCAAUGACUUCCUGUUAUGUGGCCACAGGUUCAUUCUCACGUUCAGCUGUGAAUUACAUGGCUGGUUGCCAAACUGCAGUUUCCAAUAUUGUAAUGUCCUGUGUUGUAUUACUAACCUUGGAACUGAUCACACCUCUCUUUAAAUAUACGCCGAAUGCCAUCCUUUCUUCUAUCAUUAUUUCUGCUGUGAUUGGACUAAUCGAUUAUGAGGCAGCACUUCUCAUAUGGAAGAUUGAUAAAUUUGAUUUUAUUGCUUGCAUGGGAGCCUUCUUUGGUGUAGUUUUUGUUUCUGUUGAGAUUGGUCUAUUAAUUGCGGUCUCUAUAUCCUUUUCUAAAAUCCUCCUACAAGUGACAAGGCCACGUACUGCAGUACUUGGAAAGAUCCCCGGGACUACUGUCUACAGGAACGUUGCACAAUACCUUGAUGCAACAAAGGUUCCUGGAACACUCAUUGUGAGAGUUGAUUCCGCUAUCUAUUUUUCCAACUCCAACUAUGUUAAGGAGAGGAUCUUAAGAUGGUUAACUGAUGAGGAAGAACAACUGAAAAUAAAGGACAUAGCUAGAAUCCAGUUCUUGAUUGUUGACAUGUCACCCGUUAUUGACAUUGACACCAGUGGCAUUCAUGCCUUGGAAGAGUUACACAGGAGUCUUCAGAAGAGGGAUGUUCAGCUUGUUCUAGCAAAUCCUGGGCAAGUGGUGAUCGACAAGCUUCAUGCAUCCAACUUCGCGAACUUGGUUGGUGAGGACAAGAUUUUCCUCACCGUGGCAGAUGCAAUUCUAACUUGUGCUCCAAAAAUGAUGGUAGAUGAAGUUUGAUAAGAAGUUCAACACAAAAUCCAACUUCCUCUAUUGGAAAGUGUUAAGAUCUAGGAAGAGAUGGUCCUUGGCAUGGCUCAA
Messenger RNA from Nelumbo nucifera (sacred lotus), 2520 nucleotides. Its product is annotated as sulfate transporter 1.3-like. Gene Ontology annotation, molecular function: secondary active sulfate transmembrane transporter activity. The record is from RefSeq and is a predicted model, not a curated record. Gene Ontology annotation, cellular component: membrane. Gene Ontology annotation, biological process: sulfate transmembrane transport. NCBI's taxonomy places the organism in Eukaryota, Viridiplantae, Streptophyta, Magnoliopsida, Proteales, Nelumbonaceae.